AUGCUCGCCACAUCGAUAACAGCGCACGAGCCACAAGGCAAAACGGAUGGAGCCACAGCGGCAAUGGAAAUACCUCGCACAAAAAUCGCGACUGGCACAUCCGGCACACCUCUCUCGCCGUUCUCUCGCUCGUUCGGCGUACUAGUGGACGACGUGUCCGGUUGCGCGUAUGACAGCACAAAUACAGACACAGCAUGUGAUUUGAGCUGCGAGGUAGUUUCGGAAGAGAGUCUGUCCAUGUCAGUCGAUGAUAGUAACAGCAACAACAACAGCUACGCUCUCACUGAUUACCUCCCGCGACUGGAAGAAGACUUCUGCAGAAAUUUUACAUGCUGCGGUGUUUACCUGGAUAAUUUGCACCAGCUGCAGAACCAUUACGAAGCCGAGCACAAGCAGGUGCAGCGGGGGAAUGUGGAUAAAGUCGAGCAGACCGACGAGGGGGGUGAUGACAUGAGCAUGAGCAACAUGAGCAACAUGAGUAGCCGGAGCAGCACGAGCAGUGGUAACUCACAAGGCGCUGUCAGCACACCCGCCAGUUCAAUACACAGCGAUAUACAGUCUCAUAAGCUCAGAUUGUCGCAGGCACAUAGCCCACUCACAGCCAGCUCCAGCUCCAGCUCCAGCAUCAGCAUGCCUGGUACGCCGAUGAUGGAUAUGGAGAUGGAUUUCGGAGUCAGAGUCGCAGGUGCUGUCGACAACGCCUACUCACCUGCUGUGCCGAGGAGCUUCAGUGGGUGCAUUACUCCGCACAUGCUCCAUCCAGCGGCUAUGGCUAGGCAGCAGAGUCAGAGUCAGAGUCAGCAUCAGCAGCUCCACCACCAGCAACCCUCUCAUCCACACAAAUCUGUACCCGUUAGCAUGUCUAGCCCAUUAUCUGGGUUCUACGCUCAGCCUCCGCUUGCACCGCAGCCAAACGCGGGUCGCAGAGGUCCAUUCGCUUCCCUCCAGCCGCAGCCCGCGCGCUCGACCACAUCGACUGCUGCUAGUGUAAAAGGCUUGUCUAACCAGAGCAAUAUGAGCAACACCAACACACAUAUACCCUUCACAGCCGCAGUUCAUCCCCCAGCAAAUCCACAGGAGGAGAAGGACAGAGACAAGCCAUACAAGUGUCCAAUUCCGGGCUGUAAUAAGGCAUACAAACAACAAAACGGUUUGAAAUAUCACAGAUCUAAGGGUCAGUGCUCAUUCCAGCAGCAGAAGCAUAAUCAGGCGCAAAGUCGCGAACAUCAGCUUAUUUUUUCGUGA
Wallemia ichthyophaga EXF-994 is the source of this 1245-nucleotide messenger RNA. Its product is annotated as Zinc finger protein sfp1. The coding region runs from base 1 to 1245 and encodes 414 amino acids. Gene Ontology annotation, cellular component: nucleus. NCBI's taxonomy places the organism in Eukaryota, Fungi, Basidiomycota, Wallemiomycetes, Wallemiales, Wallemiaceae. The transcript is spliced from 2 exons. The record is from RefSeq and is a predicted model, not a curated record.